Messenger RNA from Corylus avellana, 1396 nucleotides. The record is from RefSeq and is a predicted model, not a curated record. NCBI's taxonomy places the organism in Eukaryota, Viridiplantae, Streptophyta, Magnoliopsida, Fagales, Betulaceae.
GUAUUUUGUUCAGGUUAGAUUUCUUUUCAUUUUCCUACAUUUUCUUUGCAACCAAACGUUGGUUUAGUUACUCGUCUGGUUUUUCAAUCAUUUGCUUUGCUGAAUAAUUCUCUGAUUUGAUAUGUACUUAUUCGUUUUUCGCAAUGCAAAUCGCUGAAUUAUUUAUGUGCACAUAGACCGAUUCUUGCAAUGGGUUCUGUCUGGUUACCUGGAAACUGGUGGGAAAUUAAGGAAGCUACAUGCUUGAAUCAUUGAUUUCGUUAAUGGCUUCUCGAAAAAGCAAGUGAAGUAACAUUUAUCAGUAUCUGCUAGGAUGACUUUGAGUAAUGGGAAGGUUCACGCAGUGACUAGUAAUGGAGGAGAUGCGAACAAACCCUUCAAGAUCUUCGUGGGUUAUGAUCCACGCGAGGAUCUUGCGUAUGAGGUCUGUCGCCAUUCGAUCUUGAAGUGGUCCUCGAUCCCCGUCGAGAUCAUACCAAUAAAACAAUCAGAUCUGAGAAAGAGUGGUUUAUAUUGGCGCGAAAGAGGCCAAUUCGAGAGCACUGAGUUCUCGUUUUCUCGGUUCUUGACACCUUGCUUGGCCAAUUAUGAGGGUUGGGCAAUGUUUGUGGACUGUGAUUUUCUGUACUUGACAGACAUUAAGGAAUUGACGGACUUGAUCAAUGAUAAGUAUGCAAUUAUGUGUGUUCAGCACGACUAUACCCCAAAAGAGACUACAAAAAUGGAUGGGGCUGUGCAAACAGUGUAUCCAAGGAAGAAUUGGUCUUCAAUGGUGCUGUACAAUUGUGGACAUCCCAAGAACCGGGUCUUGACCCCUGAGGUCGCGAAUACCCAAACGGGUGCUUUUCUUCAUAGGUUUCAGUGGCUUGAGGAUGAUGAAAUUGGGUCGAUCCCAUUUGUUUGGAAUUUUCUCGAGGGCCAUAACAAGGUUGUUGAGAAUGAUUCCACGACUUUCCCUAAGGCGAUACACUAUACUCGUGGAGGACCCUGGUUUGAGGCUUGGAAGAAUUGUGAGUUUGCGGACCUGUGGUUGAAUGAAAUGGAGGAGUACAUGAAGGAAACGAAGAAGAAAGUUGAAGAGUAGAUUGAAUCAACAGGUGGCAUAACACAUUUAUAUUCUAGUAUUUGUUACUUGUUUUCAUGCGUCAUUCUUUAUGUUGAAUUUGUUAUGUGAAUCCUAGAGCUGAUGAUGAUUUAAUGGGGGCAGUAGAACCAUAGGGCAUUGCAGGCAUAUAUGUAAAUGCCUUCGCAGUAGUAGUUAUUUGCACUAGUUAUUAUAUAGGCAUUGCAGCCUUGCAGGCAUGUAUCUGCAUUACAUAUGUUAAAUUGUUUAACGGCCACAGCCGGGUGUAACUUUUUGCUAUUUAUGCAAUGGAAUUGAUUUAUUUAUCAGAAU